AUGCUCAACACAGCACAUAGCCCGCCUGUACAGACAAAAUCGUUUCAUCUAUCAUGUCUAGACCAGAAUGUUGUGCGCGUAUACAUACAGACCCUGUGUAUCUUUCCCUUUCCUGAUCUGAAUGACGCCGAAACGGCCAUACAAGCUCUCGGUGCCGGAUUGCGCCUUACACUCAACAAGUUCCCCUUUCUUGCUGGCACACUCACACUUGCGGACCGGAAAGCUGGAAAACUCGCCCUCAACUAUCCAACUGAUAUCACAAGCGAGCAGUUGAAUCGCGUAUUUCGAUCAAAGCAAAUCCCAUACCAUGAGACAGAUUUUCCCCACACGUACGAACAGCUCAAGAGAGAUGGCAUGCCACCGAGUGCACUCCGAAGUGCUAUGUUCGUCCCGGAAGAUCUCGCAAACUAUGCUGGCAUUCCACGAGACGGCGAAGGAAAAGUGGACUUCGACAAAAGCGACGCACCAGCCAUGCGGACUCAGGCCUUCUUCAUACCUGGCGGUCUUGUACUUUCCAUGUACAUGCAUCACAGUGUUUUUGACUUUUCCGGCGUUACUCUCUUCUGGCAGACGUUCUCGGAGAAUGUCUCCAAAAUCUCAAAGCAGCAACUCUUCGAAGAGCACAAGAUCAUAGACACGGGAAGCGUCGCCGACGAGCAGUCUCUAAUGAGAAAAGCCGUUGACGAGCAGGUUGUCCCACCGCUAGGCAACGGCGGUGCCGACUGCUAUUGCGAUGGUCCGCCUCAGUAUCUCCAAACCUUGCCUAAAGAGACGGAAUGCACACAAAGGCUGUUCGUCAUUCCAGCAUCACGAGUACGCGAGUACAGGGAGAAACUCCGCACCCACUUUCCUAAGGAUACCCCUCCUACUAUGUGCAAUGUCCUCGCAGCCCUGGUCUGGACGCAUGUUACUCGCGCCAGAGCAGGCCGUUUGACCAAGUACGGGCUGGCGGAGACUAGCAUCGGCAUUGCGACGGAUUUGCGCAGAAGACAGCACCCUCCCGUCCCCGCCGACUACAUGGGGAACAUGGCUUUGUUCUCGAGAGGCACGAUGAAGGUCUCGGACUUGACAGCAGAGGACCGUGUAACCAAGGCCACAAUAGUCAACGUCAUAAACACUAUCAAGAGCACGAUUCUCGAAGUCGACGACGAAUGGGUGAACCGCCACCUAACAUUCUUCAAGUCGAUUGAGGAGAUUACCGACACCGAGGUUGCACUGGCUUUGACUUUUGGAUCAGACAUUUACAUCUCGUCCUGGCUAAACUUCGGCGCUGAUCUCAGCUGGGGGAUACCUGGUACAGAUCUGAACAAGGACUCCCUUGCCGGUCGACCCGAGUUCAUCAGACGAUCGUAUGGUCCGGGUGAUGGCGGCAUGAUCUUUCUCCCACGACGGAGACAGCUUGUGCACGAAGAAGAAGCGCCUUUCGAGAUCCUUGUACGACUCGCCGACGAAGACAUGACGCGUGUGUUGAACGAAGAAAGUGGGCUCAGCUGUUGGGCUGAUGCCAUAAUUGAGUGA
This is a messenger RNA of Alternaria arborescens, 1518 nucleotides long. RefSeq lists its product as hypothetical. Gene Ontology annotation, biological process: secondary metabolite biosynthetic process. Bases 1 to 1518 code for a protein of 505 amino acids. The record is from RefSeq and is a predicted model, not a curated record. Gene Ontology annotation, molecular function: acyltransferase activity, transferring groups other than amino-acyl groups. NCBI's taxonomy places the organism in Eukaryota, Fungi, Ascomycota, Dothideomycetes, Pleosporales, Pleosporaceae. The transcript has 4 exons.